ACCUCCCCGCAAUACGUAGUAACCGCAUCCACACCUCCGCGAAUCUCUCGCACACCCGCAGUUACCAAUAACAAGAAAGCCACGCGAUCGAAACCCCAAGGACAAUCGCAGAUCGAAGAUCGUGUGCGUGGCUUGGCAUUCUGCUCAUGGGGAAGGCCUACCGCAAGAAGCUGGGCGUGAACAAGGCGGCCACCCCCGCCGGAGGGAAGGGCAAGGGAGCCGGCGGCGGCAACGCUAAGCGCUCGGGAGGCGCAGCGGGCGCUGGCGGUGCCGGACCGGGAGGAGGCGCCAAGGGAGCAGGUGGUGCGGGCUGGGGAGGCGCGUCGACGUUCUCUGCCACCUACCAUAGCACCUUUCAGACGGCAGUGAAUGUCACGAACGAGUACUACAACCAGUGGGGGAACGACUGCUCGUCCGACGACGACGGCCCGCCAUCCGCUCCCGCCGACGAUAGCACAUUUGAGACGGCCGUGAAUGACACGAAUGAGUACUACCAAGAGGAGGAGGAUAACAACUGUUCGUCCCCAUUCGCUCCAGCCGACCAUAGCACCUUCGAAACGGCCGUGAAGAUCAUGAAUGAGCACUACGAUGACGACGAGAACCUCGGUUUGUCCAUGGAUAGCGAGGAAGAGGGCGUGCAGGAUGCUGAACCUGUGUCUGAUGCAGACGGGGAGGGUGAUGACGACGCCGGGAGUGGUGAUGACCACUUCGGUGACGAUGACUACUACGACGACGACAUAGCCGGCUGUUUCGACGCUUUCUACGAUCCCGGUGAUGCUGGGGAUGGAGCUGAUGACUGGUGGUAGUGAUCCAGGAACGAGGACCCAGGAACUUGAGGCAUCUAUAAAGUCUCGGUGUCAAAAUGAAGUCUCGCUAUUGGGUUUGCUAGUUCUUAUGUUAUAAUCUUAGAUUCACUUGUCCACUUGGCAUCUAGCUUAGCUUUUGCGUGUGUAUGGGUUCCCCACCAGGAGAUGUGGAGACGUAUUGCCACUCUUUUGUAGAUAACCUAGGUAAAUUAGUCUUCAGCAUGGGGGAUCGUAACAAUAUCCUGAACCCUUGCGGCAGCAGUACCGCUAAUAAUGUAAAUUAUAUUUGUA
This is a messenger RNA of Triticum aestivum (bread wheat), 1097 nucleotides long. RefSeq names its product twist-related protein 1. Bases 147 to 806 code for a protein of 219 amino acids. The record is from RefSeq and is a predicted model, not a curated record. NCBI's taxonomy places the organism in Eukaryota, Viridiplantae, Streptophyta, Magnoliopsida, Poales, Poaceae. The transcript is spliced from 4 exons.